AUGUCGACCCAGUUCUCAGUGCAAGACAAGGAGGAUCUCACGGAGAUCUUUCGCAUCUAUGACUCUUCUAAGGUCGACAAGGUGGAUGACACGUUAGCGCUGUCCGAAAAGGCUGGUCAGACCCCCGCUGAGCUGUUUGACGAUCUUUACAAACUCUUCGGAAUCCAGAAGCUGCCUCAGCGGGAUACCGUGGCAAAGCGACUCCUCGCAGCCGUCUCCAACGCCACCGCCGACGAUAUUGAGAGCGCUAUUCGGCAAAGUGAGAUGAAAGGUUUCACCGAGCGCGACGCCUUACGCUUGCUGGAGCGGAAGUACGACGUACAGCAUGUCAAUACGCGUGUUUUCUCAGCAUCCCGCAACAGCCAAUCAAGCGCACAGCACAGCACUCUCGAAGACGAAUCGGAGGUGGCGCGUGCGUCCAGAUCGCUGCGCCACAUCAAUGUGAAUGAGUUCAGCAUGGCGAGCAGAACACGUCUGGAGGCCAGCGGUGAUGUGGCAGAAGUGGCGCCUGAACCAUCCCUUGUGUCUGACCAGCCGCUCAGUAAGCUGAGUGCGGCGCCGAGGCGUGAGGACCUGGAUGAGAUCCUGGCGGAGGAGAUGCGUGAGUGGCUUGCGAAGGUGGUGGGGGAGAAGUACAAUGCAGAUGUUCUGUCAAUGCCGAACUUCAUCGAUGCCCUGCGCUCUGGUAUCCUGCUACACGUGCUGCUGCAGAAGAUGGAAAAUCCUCCCAUUGCUGAUGAGGACCUGAAGCUGCCCAAGCGCACUACCGGGUUUUUCAUUCGCGACAACGUGGCCACCUUCCUCACGGAAGCGAAGAGGCGCUACGAGCUCGUCGACGCGCAACUCUUCACCGCCUCGGACCUGGUGGACGGCAAGAACGACCGGCAGGUCGUAACAUGCUUGAUGUCAAUGGCGCGUAUCGCUUACAGCGCUGGCACCAUCAAGAUUGCGCCAAACAUCAUCGUGUAUGAGCACGAGAUUGAGCAACAGCAGAGCCGUCUUACCCGGAUCGAUCUGGACCGCAUCGUGCAGGAGGCAGAAGCUGAUGAAGAGACUCCUGCCAUUACCACGCGCCCCAAUGACACAGCGGAAUGUCUGUCGAGCAACGUGGGCCCUGCAUCCGCCAUCACAUCGCUCAUCAUGCCUUCGCACGACGUAUCCGAGCACGUAGCUCCGUCUCCGAUUCAGGCAUCAUCGGGCGCGUCAGAGAACGUGUUGAUGCAGGACGGGCUUGCCUCUACUGAGGUGGCAGUCGACGGAUUCAUGCGGUGCUCUACCCCCCAAAGAACAGCGGUGACUGCCAACGAUGAGCCACGCGAGGACAGCGGUGAGGGCACGGCUGCGGCGGCAUCACCGUCAACGCCGCCUUUGCGAAAAUCACCGCUGAGUGAGUCGCUACCACCAGCGAGUGAGCGCACGUUGAGCACCCCAAUCAUCGAACACGCCGCAGAGUCAAGGGCGAUGUCGGCGACGACAGAUGUCGGAGAGCAAUCCUUGUCGAGAAACGGGUCAGUGGGGCAGCCUUCACGGGCCAUAGCACAGUUAACCCCCACCCGAAGCGGAGAGGCGCUGGCAGACGCGGCGCAAUGCACCGCCGCUGCACCCCCGGCAGAGACGACAGCCGAAGAGACUGAGGCACAGGGCACAGACGUUUCCGGUGUAGCGCCAUUGGAGAAAAUUGGGGCUGGUGAGGAGGUCAUUAAUGGUAGUGACCGUGUCAUGUACCUACGCGACGGCGGCGGGCGUGUCUUUUACCUGCGCGACGGUGUGCUCCACCCAGCGAAGUCGAGUGCGAUGGAGGAAAAGGUCGUUUCCGAGCGUCGCACGAAGGCAGGCCCGCGCGUCGUCUGGAAGGAGCCCAUCUCACCCUUGGCGACCACAAGGCCGCCGCGAUACCACAGUCGGCACUGGGACGGAAUCGAUGUCGCCCUGGGUCGUCAUUUGAAUGAGCACUACGAGAAGCACCACCGAUCGCCUUGGCGCUUUCGCAGUGUCGCCUCCACGUCCGGCGAGUACGUGCUGUACAACCGCCUUAAUGGCAGCAGGCGUGUUGUGUUUCUGCGUAUUAUUCAAAGAAAACUGUUUCUGCGCAACACCGGCAAGCACCAGCCAUGGAUUGAGAUUGGGGAUGCUUUGGGGGAACUAGAGAAGCUGGAAGCGUAG
Molecule: messenger RNA, 2163 nt
Organism: Leishmania braziliensis MHOM/BR/75/M2904
Lineage: Eukaryota; Euglenozoa; Kinetoplastea; Trypanosomatida; Trypanosomatidae
Exons: 1
Coding region: 1-2163 (720 amino acids)
Biological process (GO): actin crosslink formation
Cellular component (GO): actin filament
Molecular function (GO): actin filament binding; cytoskeletal adaptor activity
Source: RefSeq, a predicted model, not a curated record